GUCUGUCACGAAACCACAACAACUUAUACAAUGCCAGCAUCCGAGACAGCCAUCCAACUAGUUAAAGCAGUCGUUGGUAACGCUUCGACCGACGCAUCCAAUGAUGUCAAAUUAAUUGCAUCCGGUAAGCCCGAGCUUCUUGGCCAAUCCGAUGAAGAAAAGAAACAAGUUGAUACUUGGUUGGCCUGGUCCGAGAAGAAUGUCGCUUCAGCUGGAAGUAAUGUUGAGGGAUCUCUUGCUAAACUUAACGAUCAACUGCGCGACUCCACUUAUAUCGCUGGCAACCAUCUCACCGUUGCUGACCUUGUGGCUUUUGGUGAAUUGCACUCUCACGCUCAAAGCAUCAAUGUAGCCACCGCACCCAAUGUCCUUCGUUGGUUCGAUUUGAUCCAGAAUACUGUCGUCAAAGGCAACCUUGCUGCUGAGAAGCAAUUCUCCCUUGUUACAGUUGAUCUUGAUAACGUCCCCGAACCAGUCAUCACUGUCGCUAAGAAGGAGAAGAAGGCAAAGAAAGAGAAGAAGGAGAAGGCCCCACCAGCUCCCGCUGCACCUGAGCAACCAGUUGUCUCUAGACUCGAUAUCCGUGUUGGCCAUAUCGUCUCCUGCAAGAAGCAUGAUGAUGCUGACGCUCUCUAUGUUGAACAGAUUGAUGUUGGUGAUCCCGAAGGUACCCCGCGUACUAUUGUUUCCGGCCUCGUCAAGUGGUAUCCCGUAGAAGAAAUGCAGAACCGCACAGUGUUGGUCUUGUGUAAUUUGAAGCCCGCAAACAUGCGCGGCGUCAAGUCUCAGGGUAUGGUUCUUUGUGCAUCGCCCGCUGAUGGUACCAAGGUUGAACUUUUGGCACCUGUUGAUCUCACCAAGGUCAAGCCCGGUGACAGAGUCUACUUCGAGGGUAUGGAAGGCACACCCGAGGCUGUUUUGAACCCCAAGAAAAAAUACUGGGAAACCGUUCAACCCGACUUCAAGACUAACGGCGAGACUUUCGCCUUCUUCCAAGAUAAGCCCUUCUUGAUCAAAUCCUCCUCUGGUGAAGACGUCAAGGUCAAGGCCGCCAGUGUCACUGAUGGUCUCAUUAGAUAAACACCACCUUUUUCCCACCACCCAACAACUUAAAAUAAAAAAAAGUAUUAUCCGUUUAUAAUGAACGUCGUGAAGUCUUUUAAUAAGUAUAAAGGUCACGAAUAAUCUAUACAAAUUUAAUGCUAGAGUAAGCACAAAUAACAAAAGCUUGAAUAACUAGAAAUACAGUGAUAGAGAUAUGGCACCAUUUAGUGCAAACUGAGGAGUUGAGAGUAAUUUAAGACCAAAGAUCUCUGAUGGAGGAAUGCCAUCCGGGAGCACCUUCAAAUCCAUUCUUGCCUUGCUCGUAAUCAGCAAAUGCUUGGUAGAUUUCCUGCUCGGUAUU
Umbelopsis ramanniana AG is the source of this 1405-nucleotide messenger RNA. RefSeq lists its product as uncharacterized. Bases 31 to 1080 code for a protein of 349 amino acids. NCBI's taxonomy places the organism in Eukaryota, Fungi, Mucoromycota, Umbelopsidomycetes, Umbelopsidales, Umbelopsidaceae. Gene Ontology annotation, cellular component: methionyl glutamyl tRNA synthetase complex. The record is from RefSeq and is a predicted model, not a curated record. The transcript has 6 exons. Gene Ontology annotation, molecular function: tRNA binding.